Laccaria bicolor S238N-H82 is the source of this 570-nucleotide messenger RNA. RefSeq lists its product as uncharacterized. The record is from RefSeq and is a predicted model, not a curated record. The transcript is spliced from 5 exons. NCBI's taxonomy places the organism in Eukaryota, Fungi, Basidiomycota, Agaricomycetes, Agaricales, Hydnangiaceae. Bases 1 to 570 code for a protein of 189 amino acids.
AUGUUGCUAGGGCAUUUUCGGCUCAAUGUUACUGUCCCUGGCCUUGACCCUGUCGCAACGCAUCAACAACAACUGUCCGUCAUUGGAUCUGAUGAUGCUCAUAUCAAUUUCCACAUUUCUUUACCUCCAUCAGAGCAUACUGGGAUAAAAGCUAUGUCUCCGUAUGGCAGUUUUGUUUCUGACAGUCACAUGUCCAAGUACAAUAUGCUUUGGGGCUCUAGGUGCAACUUCGAACUCUUUCUGGCACAAGAACAAUCUUUGCACUCUGUUGAGUUCCUGAAGUCACAAACAAUCACGGGAUUAUCUGGGAAAUAUCUGGCGUGUGAAAGUUACUUACCAUAUUGCAUUGCCCCUCCCCAGUGUCCCCACCUUAUUCAGUCCAGUUCACUUCCAGAUGGCGCUUUGGUUACUGUACCGUUGAACAUGUCACUGCUUGCCCUGAAUGUCAUCACACUUGAACACAACACUCUGGAACCCAUCCCUCUGGAGACUGGAACUCAAACCUGCUGUGUGGAACUCAACUCCCUUUCCGAGAACAACCCUGCCCCGCACUUGAACUCAACAUUUUGA